Desarmillaria tabescens is the source of this 342-nucleotide messenger RNA. RefSeq lists its product as uncharacterized. The coding region runs from base 1 to 342 and encodes 113 amino acids. Lineage: Eukaryota; Fungi; Basidiomycota; Agaricomycetes; Agaricales; Physalacriaceae. The transcript is spliced from 4 exons. The record is from RefSeq and is a predicted model, not a curated record.
AUGGAUCGCGACACUGCUAGCGAAUGGGCCUCCCGUAUCGGAAACGAACGAUUGACAAAAGACGACAUUUAUUGGGUAUUCUCGUUUGUGGGCGAAGAACUGGACCCCGAAUUUAUGGUUGUAUCGCGUAGAUCCAUGUUCAGGGAGUUCAAGGAGGGUGAGCAAGAGAAACUUGCGAGGAAGCUGCUAGAGGAGGAAGGUCUCAGGCACUUUGGAGUUUGCAACCCGUCUAAAUGGAAAAUUACUGUAUUUACCAUUUCUCCAAAGGAACGUAUACUCUCUACCCAAGAUUAUGUGCUCGCCCGUGGCCACCCAUUUUCUUCCACCACCAGAAAGUUCUAA